Messenger RNA from Hypoxylon trugodes, 1138 nucleotides. RefSeq lists its product as uncharacterized. NCBI's taxonomy places the organism in Eukaryota, Fungi, Ascomycota, Sordariomycetes, Xylariales, Hypoxylaceae. The record is from RefSeq and is a predicted model, not a curated record. The transcript has a single exon. Bases 251 to 865 code for a protein of 204 amino acids.
CUUUUGGCUUUGAAAUUAGAAAUAACGUCUCCUUGAUGAGAUGAUCUUGAAAUACGAGACGGAGCAUUAUGGUAGGAGAUUUGGGAUGUCGUGCCCCGUACAGCAAAUAUAUAAGUCGACUCUCCAGCUUCAUAAAGGGGAUAUCAUCAUCCUCACAGAACAUUAGCACACUCAGAAUUCACUACAGCGAUCCCAUCGUUUUCCUAUCCUUUUUAUCAUCAAAACCUCUUAUCCACUUCCAAACUUCAAGAUGAAGGUCUUCGUUAUCCUCUUUUGCCUUGCAUCAGCAACUCUUUCUCUCGCCGCUCCAACCACUAAAGCAAACGCCACAUUUGCGAAUACAGCCAGCGUCCGUCAGCAACUUGUCGAUAAUCUCUUCGUCGCGCCCGACCUCAUCAGGGUUCAUAACGUAAAAACCAACCUAAACACCGACACCGACAGCACCACAACCCAGCGUGCCGCUCUUAUCGAAACCAGUACACUUUACGAAGUCAAGAUCCCCCAAACCGCACCAGGUGCAAAUUGUUCAUUGGUGCUUUUCGCGGGCGCCUUUGGGGAUGUAGUCAGCGGAGCACAAUCUGUUAACUUUUUCAACAAUACGAUCUCAGACCUAGCGAAACAGGGGAUGGGGAACCUUCGAGACCGGGACUUAGGUCGUGUGAACUUCAAUCCUGACACGAAGUUAUUUGACUUCGACGAGACGGUUGUUAAGGACCCUAUUGCUAAGUGGUUUGAAUGCCCCCCUGCCGGUACGACAAUGGUCUUCGAGGCGGUCGCGGUGGGCGAUUUCGAUGCUGUUAAUAUCACUCAGGCUCCUAGUAGCGCGAUUAAUCCGCCAAAUGGGUUCAGUCUUCGGAUCUACUAGAGGGGUAAUACUAUGUGGUGUUUGACUAGGGUGCUCGGAGUUGAUGACGACGUGGCUAUUCCGAUUCUCUCGUUUAUUAUGGAGUUUGGUGUUACUUCUAUUCCGUGUUUAUGGGGUGGCUUGCAUGUAUCGGCGGUUACGGACGGGUUAGGUAGACUUGGGUAAGGGUAUGAGGAGUUGGUCUGGGUUAAGAGGACAUUCUUUCAUUACAGCACUAUUAACAUAGUAUCAAUUCGCUUUUUUUUCUAUGUUGAUGUUGAAGUAGGUUCAUAA